AAGGGCUCUCUUGUUAAUGCUUGUUUGCCACAAAUUGCGUUUUUAUUAGUUUUUUAUACUUCCAUGCCUACUACAGCAUUGGAUAAUAUCUCCUUUUUACCAUGUGUGAUUUUAGAUGAAUUCUAAUAUAAGUAUCUUUCUUGUGCAUUUCAGAAGACGAAAUUACCUUCGAAGAUUUGAUUCUCUUUACUGAUUCAUCAGCCUCAAAACUCAUCCCAAAAACAGGCCCCAGGCUUAGAUUUCUAAAAGCAAUUGCAGAUUUAAAACCUUCAGAAUUGCCAAAAAAAUUGGAACCUUCGGAAAAUUUUAAACCUGUAGAAGUAGCCGAUUUGAAACCUGUAACUAAAUUGGAUCACGUUGUAGAUGCGGAUAAGGAGAUUGAUGCCUUGUACGAAAUUUUAACUAAUUCUGACGAAUAUCCAUCAAAGGACGACAAAGGUCCAUCAAAGGACGACCAAGGUCCAUCAAAGGACGACCAAGGUCCAUCAAAGGACGACCAAGGUCCAUCAAAGGACAACCAAGGUCCAUCAAAGGACGACCAAGGUCCAUCAAAGGACGACCAAGGUCCAUCAAAGGACGACCAAGGUCCAUCAAAUAAAACAGGAGAUCUCAACGCGAAACCUCGAGAGUUGUACGACAAAGUCUGCAGAGGUAUCGGUGCGAAAUGCAUCGAUACAUACGAAUUGGGAAAUGCUUCUCCUGCCGAAGUUAAGGAGCUGCAAGAUUUCAUUUCUGAUAUUUUAGAUGCAUCACUUGACGGAAAAUAUGUCAAAGAUGCUUUCAAGAAACAUGUGGUAACUGGAAAAAUUCGAGAAAUGUUACAAACCAUUCUAAUCACUCACAUCCAAAAUUCUUGCGUUAAUCACAAAAUUACUCCCAAUAAGUUCAAGUAUUUGGCAUUAGCAGUAUCUGCAGCCUUUCCAGGGGAAAGCAAAAAUAUCUAUUAUAUACCGAAGCCUCCUUCUUCGAAAGAUUCAAAGAAAAAUAUUGGACCCAAAGGCCAGCUCUACCAGAAAUAUCAAUACCGCAUAAAGCUUUUUAAGCGAACCGGCUUCUUCGAGAAGCAGUCAAGUGAGAAGCCGUCCGUGUUGAACAACGAACCUGUUGUUAAUCUUCUCUCAGAGCCAGAUCCUAGCGUUGAUCAAACCAAGUUAGAAGAGGACCAUAAAUGGGUGCAGAAUAGUUACUCCCCUUAUGAUAUUUUUGAAGAUAAGUGGCUGAGCACCAUUCAUUUGCGACUGAAGCCACUGCACGACAAUACUAAUCUCCAGAUACACCAAUAUCUGGAAAAAUACCCCGUUUAUAAAAAGGAAAUAGGGGCAACAGUGAUCAGAGUAGACUUCAACUGCCUCUUCCCAGGAAAAGAAAAUGUUUUGGUGACGACGUGGCCUGCUUUAAAGGACGACAUUCUGAAAGUAGUGGCGGUUAAGGCGACUGCUGAGCCGCAGUAUAAAACCUUUGUCGACAAUGAGUUUCCCCUUUUUGCCCUUCGUGACAGCUUGAAUGAAGAAGAAAAGUCACUCCUUGCCCUGAGAACUCUACCUAGCCUGUUCGCCCCUCUACCGGGGAAAAAAAGGGAAAAAUUUUCUCGCAAGGAAAUCGUUGAUGACUUUAUGCUGUUUGUGCCUUCAGACAAUGAAAUCGAAAUUGAACUAAAACGUCGUGACGAGAAGCUGAAAAAAUCUGGCAGACAAGCCCAACCCUUGCCUGUUGUCUCUGGCACCGAAUGCCCUCAUUGUGCUGUCGUUUUCAAUAACUAUGUGUAUAAUGUUGAAACACCCAUUGAUGCAUUAGAUUUAUGUUUUAAACUGAUAAUGGUUUUGAACGCAGAGUUUUCACUCAUUAGUAAUCAGGUUUGGUCCUUAAUUCAGCAGCAUAUUUUCAAAAUUACAACACCAUUUGAUGCUAAAAUCCCAUCCGUAGAGGCUGUGGCAUCCACCUUGGGGCUCAUUUCUUCCUCACAGUGAUUUCUGUUAUCUGGGUUUUAUCGCUCAUGGUU
Messenger RNA from Bemisia tabaci, 1999 nucleotides. RefSeq lists its product as uncharacterized. The record is from RefSeq and is a predicted model, not a curated record. Lineage: Eukaryota; Metazoa; Arthropoda; Insecta; Hemiptera; Aleyrodidae.